AUGUCCAGCUGUAGGACGAGUAUUGUGUCCAUUCUGAAUAACGAUGAUAACCCAUCCUUUGCGGUCCGCUCCGCUCCCCGAUUUACUCGGACUCACACAUCCCCAUCACACUAUCCACAUUCAGAGCAACUACCCCCACCCUCCAGCGACCCGCAGUACACCCGUCCCCCAGCUUCAUCCGAAUCUCCAGCAACAUCACCACGAGGGACGAGGCAUCACCCGGACGCGGUGACCGAAGCCGUCCAACCCGUCUCACCCGGGUCAUCGGACGGCUCAGCUUACGACUACUUCACCAGUCAACGAUCAGCUUAUCACCCGUAUGCCCGGCAGGAUCCGCGACGGGAACCAUAUCAAUUCCCAUCUCGUGGGCCAGCAGCUCCUCGAACGCCACCUGAGACUCGUUCGAGUACAUCCGAAACGGCCUCUUCUCAGACCGGGGCGACCCGGGGCACAGGUCGAAAGAACAAGUACCCAUGCCCCUAUGCCGCGAGCCAUGGGUGUUCUUCAACGUUUACAACUUCGGGCCAUGCCGCGCGUCACGGCAAGAAGCACACUGGCGAAAAGAGUGUUCACUGUCCAAUCUGUAAUAAAGCCUUUACGAGAAAAGACAAUAUGAAACAGCACAUUCGGACUCACCGCACGCACUCGGACGAGAUGCGCUCUACUUCGGAGCCAGAGACCGAUGCUCGGUGGGCGAUGGCUCGUCCCGGCUCGGCAUACGCCUCGACUUCCCAUCAGCGCAACAUCAGUCAACCCAUGGAGGCAGUUGUCCGGUCUCUCCCAGGGGCUGCCCCACCGGCGCCCUAA
Molecule: messenger RNA, 807 nt
Organism: Penicillium crustosum
Lineage: Eukaryota; Fungi; Ascomycota; Eurotiomycetes; Eurotiales; Aspergillaceae
Product: C2H2-type zinc finger protein
Exons: 1
Coding region: 1-807 (268 amino acids)
Biological process (GO): regulation of transcription by RNA polymerase II
Molecular function (GO): RNA polymerase II cis-regulatory region sequence-specific DNA binding; DNA-binding transcription factor activity
Source: RefSeq, a predicted model, not a curated record